This is a messenger RNA of Beta vulgaris subsp. vulgaris (sugar beet), 3394 nucleotides long. RefSeq lists its product as uncharacterized. Bases 160 to 3213 code for a protein of 1017 amino acids. The transcript has 8 exons. The record is from RefSeq and is a predicted model, not a curated record. Lineage: Eukaryota; Viridiplantae; Streptophyta; Magnoliopsida; Caryophyllales; Amaranthaceae.
CAAAAUAAUUAAAAAGAAAGGAAGACUUAAAAAAAAGGGAGUCUUUUGUUUAUAUAUCCUUGUAAUUAAGUCAUAGCCUCAUCAGCAUUCAGCCAUCUUACGGAGAACCUUAACAUUCAACUUCUGCAUCAUCUGUUGUGAGCUUCAUCAUCCAUCACAAUGAGUACUGAUAGGCAUGGGCCAUAUGGUUGUAACAAUUCACCAAAUUGGAGAUUAGUGCUUGAGAGUACAGAUAUUAUUAAGGAAGUGAUCAUUUACCAUGGAUACAUUGUGGACGCAAUCGGGUUCGUCGUAGCUGAUAAUCAUGGGAGAACUACCACUCAAGUUUUUGGUGGCAAUGGUGGAAACCAUUCCAAGAUUACAUUGAGGUCUGGAGAAUACAUAACACAAGUUUCCGGGAAUUAUGGGAUAUAUUCUUACACUAACAGCUAUGUUAUCGGAUCGUUAACCAUACGCACUAACUUAGGUGCAUAUGGGCCAUAUGGUUUGACAAAAGCUAUGCUGUCUGCUACAUCCUUUUCGUCGCCAGUUAUAUUACACUUUCCAAUAGUAGAAUUCUUUGGAAGACAGGACGGCGUCUAUCUCCAAUCUAUUGGAUUUUCUGUAAGAAAGGGGCCUAGUCUGGAAGAAAAGAAGGCAAGAGAAAGGGCAGAAGAAAAAAAGAAACAAGAGGAAGAAAAGAAGGCAAGAGAAAAGGCAGAACAAGAGGAAGAAAAGAAGGCAAGAGAAAAAGCAGAAGAAAAAAAGAGACAAGAGGAAGAAAAGAGGGCAAGAGAAAAGGCAGAAGAAAAAAAGAAACAAGAGGAAGAAAAGAAGGCAAGAGAAAUAGCAGAAGAAAAAAAGAAACAAGAGGAAGAAAAGAAGGCAAGAGAAAAGGCAGAGGAAAAAAAGAAACAAGAGGAAGAAAAGAAGGCAAGAGAAAAGGCAGAGGAAAAAAAGAAACAAGAGGAAGAAAAGAAGGCAAGAGAAAAGGUAGAAGAAAAAAAGAAACAAGAGGAAAAAAAGAAGGGAGAUCCGAUGGAAGAGAGGAGCGAUAACAAAAGAGGUAGCAUUGCAUUUUUUGCAACCUAUCGGCCACCAGUUGCACUUGACAUAUACUCAGCGCCUGAUCAACCAAAAUCUCGCCACGACGAAGUGCUAAUGACCGACGGAAUGGCCUACAACUACAACGGUCAAGUCAUACCACCACUGGCACUCAAGACUAUGCUAAAGCGUCCACUGAUGGCUUCCCAUGGCACUGAGGACGAUGUCGAUUCUGGUCGACUAUCGGGCCUUAUCUUCGUGUCGGAACGAACCAACAGCCUCGAGACGCUUCACAUAGCUCUUCUCUUCCAAGAUCAGCCACCCAAAGUGUUUAACUUUGCUGAAGUUUACGAUACUUUUAAGGGUGUUCGCAUGGAAGAUAGUGGUUGUAUUGCUGGUAACUAUCUUAUCUAUGUCUCUACUAUGGAGCCUGCCUCCGAGCCUCACCAGCCUUGGACUGCUGUUUAUAAAACCAAUCUCACAACAGCAAUAACUGAACGGCUCACCCUAAAAGGGCAAGCAGAUUUGAGUCCAUCAGUAUCACCAGACGGAAAGAGGAUAGCAGUUGCAUCAUUCCAAAGAAAGGCAGGUUGGGAUGGUGAAAUUGAGGAUCUAAAGACUAGCAUCUUUGUUAUGAACGUCGAUCGACCCUUAAACCGUCAAUUAGUUGUCGUUGAUGGUGGUUGGCCAACUUGGGGAAGUGACAAUGUCCUAUUUUUCCAUCGCAACAUUGAGAAGGUAAAAAUAGAGAAACGUUGGGGGGUGUUUCGAGUCGACUUACGUGUGGGUUCGACAUCGAUUACUCGUGUUACCCCGGAAGAGAUCAGUGCUAUGACUCCGGCAGCAAUCGACGAGACUAGAGUGGUUGUUGCCACACUUCGUCGAAGAUUCACAUUUGAUGAGCAAGAUGAACGUGAAGAAGACCAGUAUCGACACAUUGAGAUUUUUGAUAUGAACAAACCACUUGAUCAAUCCACAAAAAUCACUCAAAUAACCAGGUCAAUGGCUGACCACUUCAAUCCUUUUGUGAUAGAUGACAACAAGGGUGGGAAGCGUAUUGGUUAUCAUCGUUGCAACAGUGAUAAAGUUAACGCGUAUAAUGUUGUUGAGAAAGAUUUCUACAAGCUACAAUCUCCAAAUCCAGAUAUAGGAGUAAUCAGGGUUUCAGGAGUCUUUCCAUCAAUUUCAAAAUGUGGCACGAAGCUUGCAUUCGUUGAUAAUGAGUUCAAGGCUGUUUGGGUAGCCGACGACAAGGGGUUACAUAUGGUUUACAAGAGAAACGACUCAAACAGUAUUUUUUCGCCCGUGUGGAGCAAUGGACAAGACAUACUCUAUGUAUGUGUCGGACCUUCUUUCAACUUAAAGGCAACAGUUCAAAUAUUGGCUAUUGUCAAUGUCUCUGCCGAGAAAAGAGAUUUCAAAUGGCUGACAGCAAAGGGUUUCAAUAGUGCUUUUCCAUCUACCAAUGCAGACGGGACGAGGCUAGUUUAUCGAUCUACAAAGGACGGGCCGAAAAAUCUAUACAUAAUGGAGAAUGCACUACUAGGGGAAUUCGAGGGUGCCAAAGUAACAAGACUAACCGAAGGUAAUUGGACAGACACACAUUGCCAAUGGUCUCCUAAGCAAGAUUGGAUAGUAUUCGCAUCGAAUCGUUCUAAUCCCACGGCAAAAACACCUCAAGAUCUACCUGAUCCAGGAUUCUUUGGAGUGUACUUAGUGAAGGCAAAUGAUAAAACUGUGGUGGUGAAAGUGAUGGACAGUGGAUAUACUUAUCUAGGAGAUUUAUUUCCGGGACAUGUAAACCAUCCAUUUUUUAGCCCGGACGGAGAGAGUCUUGUUGUGGCAGCAGAUCUUGCUGCUGUGUCGUGUGAUCCGGUGUCGAUGCCUCUGUUCGUGCACUCGGUUAGACCUUAUGGAGAUAUCUUUAUCCUUGAUAUCAAUCGUGAUGACAUAUAUAAGAAUGAAAAUCUAAAGAAGUUCACUCGUGUUACACAUAGUAAGUAUGAGAAUUCUACUGCUACUUGGACAAUGACUUCGACUAAGGACUUGCAUGCAAAAUGGAAUGUACGAAUUGCCGGUAAUGAUGAUGCCAAGAGAUACAGACCUGAAUGCCCAUAUGUGCAUAAAGGUGGAGCUGAAAGCUUUCACAUGACUGGCCAUUUAUGCAUUCCAGAUAAACGAUGUUGCUAGAGAGAACUCUGAUUCCCUAUGAUUUGAUGCGUUUAAAUUCCAAUAAAUGGUUGUUGUCUUGUAGGUGCUGAUUGUUCUGUUGCAAAUUUAAUUAGCAUUGUGGAUUGGCAAAAUAAUUUACUUUGGUGUUGGUUUUUUUUAAUUGGUCUAGUUAAAUAAAGCGCUUUUUUCUCUUGGACUA